CACUGGUUUAUAAAAGGCUAUGAUUCAGAGUUAAGCCAAGUCUACACGCAGGCAUUUAACACUGAACCGAGGAUCAGAGCUCAGUUUUCUUGGUGUAGCCAAAGGGAUACAGCAUGUCCGAUAUGCUUGACGACAUUUUGGCAAAAAACUUUCUGAACCUGGCCUUGAAUGAGGACCCGCAGCUGUCACAGUCACAGCUUAAAAUCCCAGGGCAAAACCGACUGAGCCGAUCUGCCUCCUUCUUCUCCCCCUCCUCCCAAGCUGCCUCCUCAAUCCUCAAUUCAAGUUCUGAGCAUGUUAACAACGAUGACAAUGGCAGCUCUAUCUGGUCAUCCAACAUAUGGAGUCAAGCACCGGUUUCCAACAAAAAACAAUUCUCCUUCCGGCCUGACCGCUCCAUGAGCCUGACCGAGCCCAGCAGCCUGCUUCCUUCAAUCGGACACUUUAAAGGCCUGGAGCCUUUUCCCCCGAGCCCUGCUACUACAGUAGCCCCCCCACCAGGGUUUCCUCCCUCAUCUAAUCUCCCACCUCAGGUACCACCAAUGCUUUCCUCUAACCGUUACAAGACUGAGUUGUGUCGUGGCUACCAGGAAAGCGGCACUUGCAAGUAUGGCAGCAAGUGUCAGUUUGCCCACGGCGAAGCCGAACUGAGAGGACUGUACCGCCACCCUAAGUAUAAGACCGAGCCCUGCAGAACCUUCUACAACUUUGGCUACUGUCCAUAUGGCUCACGCUGUCACUUCAUCCAUGAGGAGAAAAUCACUGGUGGUCCCUUACCAUCUGCCAAAUUCCAGAAGCAACUAAAUCCCUCUGCAUCUGGCGACCACAACCCACGCCACCAGCUCCGCCAGAGUGUCAGCUUCGCUGGCUUCAUGGGCCCUUCCCGCAGCACCUCUCCUCCAUCAUUCACUGCACUCUUCAAUGAUCCCAACAUGGCAUUCACCCGCGCUCCUUCAGUUUCCCCUCCUCCUGCAGAUCUCCUCUCACCCGUGUUUGGAGACUCCAUGCAGAGGGAAACAUCAGCAUUCCAGUUUGGCAGUCAUCAGACCUGCACUAGCACCGGAGACAUUCCUCUAAUCCUGGAGCCAAAACCCACACGCUGUGUGUGCGGCCACGGAAAUAACUUUACCAGCAACAAAACUAGACCCUUCCCCAACACUGUGGACCAGGACAGCAGCAUGCUGUGUCCUAGUCUCAGCAGUACUGGGGUUUUCACAAGACCCACCGGACUGCAGCGCUUUUCCUCCGAGGACUCCCUGGAGGACAGCUACAGCAGCAGCAGCUCCAGUGGGACUGAGUCUCCAACCUUUGAUGGGUCAGCCACCAAGCGGCUCACUGUGUUUGAGCGUUUAUCCCUGUCUGAUUAAAGAGAGUGUCAGAUGGGACGAAACAAUCCAAAGAGAAAGAACUGUGACACUUAAAUAGCUUUUCUAUUUUCUGACUAUUUCUAAAACUGUUCAGAACAAGACAACUUAAUAACACUUGUAGAAAUAUAAUGUAUCCUUUACAAACUACACAUACUAAGAUGAUUUUAGAACUCAAAUGUUAUCAGACUUUAUUUUUAUACUCAGAAACAUGGAUUAGUUUAUUAGGCCUUUGUAUGUGGUCUUCCAUGAGAAUUACCUCUGCAGGUCUUGACCGUACCAGCACAUAUCUUGGCUCACUACAAUCAGUAGUGAAUAUAAGUGGCUUAUCUUUUAGUGAUAAUCAUUAACGCCUGUGCCUUAAAGACUUUGUCAUCUUUGUGCCGCAAGCAGUAUGUUUGAUUCAGUAGCCUUAAUCAGCUAGACCUGACAUGUGUCUAUUGUAUGCACUUUACAGCUAAUUCAGAUGGGGAAAAAGUCCCAGUAGCAUUCAACCAAAGCUUCGUUCGUAAAUCUGCUUAGUGUGAAUGGAAAAAGAGUGACUGUACAAGAAUGCAUGUGAGGAUGUUUAGGUUUAUUUUUCUUUUAUCAAAACUUGGUGUGCAAGUAAAUAUUGCAGAAUGCUGAAGGAUCAAAGUGUGCUAAUAGAUUGUUGAGUUGUGAACUGAGUAUCUGUAUCCUGACAUUCUUUCAUGGUGUUUGAUUCUGUAAAACAUCUGUUGUAUUUGCUCAUUUUUUAAUUGCACACCAUCUAUUGUUUUUUUUUUUUUUCUCCCCUGUUUGUUUGACAGCCUGGUUCAGGGAACACCACAGUAUUCCAUUUGGUUAUUGGUUGGCUCUUGUUGUUUAACUUAAACUAAUGUAUUUAUUGUAUUUAUUCAUGGUUUAAAAAGAAACCAUAUGUUUUGUACAUUUAUUUAUGGAGAGAUAUUUCCAACUCUGUGAAAUACCAAUGUGAGAAAAAAAAUUUAAAAAGAGAAUACUAUAUUUUUAAUUUCCUGAAAAGAAAACAAUAAAUUCCUAAAUAAAUGAAAA
Girardinichthys multiradiatus is the source of this 2399-nucleotide messenger RNA. RefSeq lists its product as uncharacterized. The record is from RefSeq and is a predicted model, not a curated record. The coding region runs from base 114 to 1367 and encodes 417 amino acids. Lineage: Eukaryota; Metazoa; Chordata; Actinopteri; Cyprinodontiformes; Goodeidae. Gene Ontology annotation, molecular function: metal ion binding; mRNA binding. The transcript is spliced from 2 exons.